AUGCUCCAGAACGAGAUCAGCAUGUGCACAGGCGAACAACGCGACAACAUGCUCGCGGAGCUAGGUUUGUCGUCCCACCCAGAGCUGUUGCCACAUCUCACGGGCCAGUUUCGAGAGGGUAGUGAAGAAGCGGAUGCGGCUGGGGCGUUUGAACGCCAGGAGGAGAUGUUAAGGGAGGCGAUGCUAAAAGGGCAGGUGCAUGUGAUGCCGGCUAUGAAGAAGUUGGAGAAGGCGGAGAAACGCACCGUGUAUAGAACAAAGCAGGGCCGGCUUGCAUAG
Molecule: messenger RNA, 279 nt
Organism: Anthostomella pinea
Lineage: Eukaryota; Fungi; Ascomycota; Sordariomycetes; Xylariales; Xylariaceae
Source: the annotation of a GenBank genome assembly